Pomacea canaliculata is the source of this 5568-nucleotide messenger RNA. Its product is annotated as DNA polymerase nu-like. NCBI's taxonomy places the organism in Eukaryota, Metazoa, Mollusca, Gastropoda, Architaenioglossa, Ampullariidae. Gene Ontology annotation, molecular function: DNA-directed DNA polymerase activity; DNA binding. The record is from RefSeq and is a predicted model, not a curated record. The transcript is spliced from 20 exons. The coding region runs from base 849 to 3989 and encodes 1046 amino acids. Gene Ontology annotation, biological process: DNA-templated DNA replication; double-strand break repair.
CGCGCGAGUAGGCAACAAACACAUGUAGAUGAGAGGCCACAAAGUCUAAAAACCUGAGCUAAUGAAACUUGAGUGACACUUCUCAUCAGGAAAAAGAUAUGUGUGACAUGUCUCUGGCAUAGUGUGCAGCUGAGCUCAACUGUGGCAGCUGUAUGCCUGUAUCGAUGGUGGGAAAAGGCGGUCUAUAAAAAUUAUAAUUAUUUCUACAUUCGCGUGUUUGUGUGUGCGUGCGUCUGUGUAGAAUACAGGCACAUCAGUAUCGCCUGCUUCUCGCAAAGUGCACACAGCGCUUGCUGUCUUUUUUUUCAUCAUAUCAAAAUCUGAUAUUGCUGUGAAACCGGGUCACCUACUACACGGCACACGCAGUACACUUUGCGCAGAUAUAGUCGUAUGUUUGUUGGUCUCAUGGCGACAGUUUGCUGAUGGAGAUAACCAUCCACUGGCGGUGCUGAGACACGUCUUCCUCUCUCUGACAUCUGCGUCCGACGCCGAUGGUUGGUUGAUUUAAUAGUGCUUUCACCUUCUGGUGAGUAAUUCUCACUAUGUGGGGGUGGGGGGAAGGAGGAAACCGCGGAAACCCUGAAAAAACUCCCUACGCCCAGUCAACUGGUGUCACAUACAGCGUCCCGAAACAAGAUAUGAACCCACAGCAUCUGACUGACGUGGUGACAAACCUCUCAGAGUAGAUAUCGAAGGCGUUUUCCAGUCUCCAGGAUCAGCCAAUCAAAUCACGCGAUACACUUUCGGCGGUAACCUUACAGUGACUUUGAAGUCGGCAAGCUGCAGCAGAUCUCACCUGCCGCUACAAGAUUAUUUGUAAAUAAGCAGUUAUUACCCGAAUAGGAGCAAUGGGUCGAUGGAUAAAACCGCUGAACAAUCCACCACGGUUGUCUGAAACAGAUUUACUCUCCGCGCAAGCCAGGAUCGUGCUGAUGAGCCUCGAGCGUAGAUAUGGCGUCAAGGAUUCAUUAUGGAGCUUCAAUAAUUCUGAAAUCUGUGCCUAUAAUGCUGGGAACUGUGAACUGCAAGAAAGUCAGUGUUCACUGUUAGGUAGUAGCACAAAGGUGAAGCAGGAGCCAAUUACUCCUAUUAGAUCUUCAGAGUGUAUAAAUAACCAGAAGGUGAUACUCCCAAGACAAAAUGUAAACACUGGAGAGCAUGCCUGUUCAUUCUCUGAUGACAAAUAUAUAGCUAUGCAGUCUGAGAAUAGAUCAAAUAAAGUCAGUAGAAAGCAUGCAUGGGCCUCAGAGACGGAGCCAGUUCCUAUAAAGGUUGUAAAGACAGCACCCAGUUGUGACCCAAUUCUACCAAAUUUCUUGGUAGGUGUGCCACAGAUAAACAAAGUACAAAAUAAAGAUGGGCAUCAAGAUUAUAACAUAAUAUCUUUAGCUUUUCCAAGCAUAGAUUGCACUCACACCUAUGAUUAUUCCCAGUCUACUGAACUAAACAUGACAACAUAUGCAAUAACAAGUUGUUCUCCUGCAUUGGCAGUGCAACAAAGAUCUCUUACUUGCUUAGAUAACAAUGCUGACAUUGUAAACAGAGAAAGGUUGAAGUCUAUUAGCAUAACUUCUACACCAAAGACUGUGAAGCCUUAUUACAGAACACGCAAUUUAUCUAACCAUGGCCACACUACAAAUAACCAGUUAAUGGGAGCAAACUUACUGAGAAGUUGCAUACAGAUCAGCACAGACAACCAUGAUUCUUACUCCACAAAUGCAUACUUCAAGGAAAAUAAAGAUUAUCAUAAAAGCCAGAAACAAGUCAUGGAUCUGCCUGUACUAGCACCCACACCUUUGGUCAGUGUCACAAAACAUCCAACAUCUGCAGCCUAUAGCAGUGAAGCCCACAUACAACAGUUCCUGCACCAACAUGUUGACCAGUAUGAGAAAAGAAGACAGCUUGCAGCAAGUGAUGUAAGCUGUAUGAAGAACCUGAGUAGAGCCACUAAUGAGAAGUCUGAAGAUAAACUCAAGGCAAAAAUUCCCAGCAGUUCCCAUAAUGCCAAAACAACAAGAGAUGAUCAGUUGCUGAUAGACAUCACAUCACUGAGUCCACAAGAAAGAGAGAUUAUAUCAUUUCAGCUAGAAACUGUUGGAGAGGUUUGUCUGAUGGUAGUUUAUCAUGACAACAGUACCAGCGCUAAUGUUUCCUUCUAUCAGUUAAAUGACAGGUUUGGUCAGUCUGCAAAGGGUGUUUUAGUCUAUGCUGAGAACAGAAUGAUGCUGUUUCCCCUAGUUGUUUCUGACCCAUCUUUGAUCAAAUGGUGCAGGUACGUGCUGAAUGCUCUGUUAUGUAAAGAGACCACAAGGAAAGUGGUAGUCAACAGCAAACUGCUUGUGAAAGUGCUGUUGCAGAAAUUAAACUUUACUCGGCAGUCAGAGGUUAUCUUGUGGCACCUGGAGGACCCAGCAGUGGCUGGGUGGUUAUUGAAGCCUGAUGACCCACCCUGCAGCCUGAAGAAUCUCAGAAAGACGCACACAACAUUCUGUGGAGACAACUAUAAUUAUGACAGAACCAAGUCAGACUCUAAGUUUUACUUUCUAGCCAAGGAAUCAUUAGCCAUUAUGGAAGGUCAACGUAUUCUGUUAAAGUCAUAUAGUCUGUGGCAGCUGUUUCUGCAUGUGGAAAUGCCACUGGUGCCAGUUUUAGCUUUGAUGGAGUUGCAGCCUAUCAGGGUAGACAUGCCAAUGCUCCUACGUUACUCUGAUAUGUUGAAGAAAAACCUGCAAAAACUUGAGAAUCAGGCUCAUGAAAUGGCUGCUCAUCCCUUCUCCAUCAACAGCACAUCCCAGAUUAGACAGGUGCUGUAUGAGAAGCUUGGUCUUGACAAACAUCUGUCUGGUGGAAAUGGGAUGAUACUAACCACCUCAAAUAACCUCAAGUCCACAUCAGAAGCUGUGCUAGUUCAGAUGUCUGCUUAUCACCCUUUGCCUUCAGUAAUUCUUCAGUACAGACAGUUAGCCAAGAUGAAGUCCACGUACAUAGAGGGAAUCCUGGAACUGGUGCAGGAUGGGGUGGUGUAUACUCACUGGGACCAAACAGCUGCUGCCACUGGUCGUCUCACAUCUUGCAGCCCUAAUCUGCAGGCUGUGCCCAAAACAUCUAUUGUUAUCAAAGAUUUUGACAACAGCAUCAUAAUCGGUUCUGAACCUAAAACAGUGAAGAUCUGCGCAAGAGAACCAUACAUAUGUGGAGAAAAUAACAUAUUCUUGGCAGCUGACUUUCAGCAAAUAGAACUACGUUUACUAGCACACCUGACGGAUGACAUCACGCUCAGAACUAUUUUCAACAGUCUCUCACAUUUUGAUGUCUUCAUUCAGCUUGCAGCCAAAUGGUUGUCAAAAGCAGAAAGCGAAAUAACUAAUCUGGAGCGGGAACAGACCAAGCGCGUGGUAUACUCGAUCAUGUAUGGAGUGGGCAAGGAGCGGUUGGCUAAGUACCUGAAAGCAACACCUUCCACAGCCAAGGAGAUCAUCAACAGCUUUUUAGUAUCUUUUCCAGCAAUUCAGCAUUUCACUCAGUGGUGUGUCACAUUUGCAAGGCAGCAUGGUUAUGUAGAGACAUUGAUGGGGCGGAAACGCUGGUUGCCAAACAUCACUCACAGUGCAGCACAACUGCGUUCCCAGGCUGAACGUCAGGCAGUCAAUUUUUGCUUACAGGGUUCUGCUGCUGACCUUUGUAAAUGUACCAUGCUGAGAGUUGAAGAGGCUUUGUAUAACAAGAGUCACCUGAGGGCUAGACUGUUGCUGCAAAUACAUGAUGAGCUUGUAUGGGAAAUGCCAAGUGACCAGCUGCAGGAAACGUGUGAAGUGAUCAAAACGGUGAUGGAAGAUGCCAAGCUGCUAUGCUGCCCAUUUCUUCCUGGCCUGAAGGUGCCGCUGUCAGUGCAUCUAACUCACGGUACCUCCUGGGCCAGACUCAGCCCUCAGAUGCUUCGCCCACCAGAUGUUGCUGCCUUUAGUGUGUCCAGACCAUGCAGCACCUAAACUCUUCUAAGCCAAACAGUCAACAAGUAUUUCGUUGUACCAAUGUCAGGAUAUGUGGAGAGAGUUGGCGGGUUCCUUCCAAAAUUGAUAAAUGUCUGUGGGUUUUGUCUGAUGCAUAUCAUUAAGGGCUGUUGUAUUUGUUAAUGCGUUAUUUACAUUUUGUUCAACAAUGCCAUUUCUAAAACAAUAAAUUCUUGUAGAUAUAUAAUCACAUUCACUGUUUAUUACUGGUGCUGAAUAUUAUCUUCUGCAUUUUAUGGUCAGUAGGCAACAAUCACCCUGACAGCCUGGCCUCCAAAGUGCUGCAGCACUCGUUUAUAUUCAUUGGAGGAGGGAUCCAAGUCCACCAGCUUCACCUUGUCCCCCUUUGACAUGUGCUGCCAGUGGUCUGGGAGUGGGAUCUCUCGGGAUUUUUCUGUUCACACAAAUACUUGCAUUUGAUGUAUCAUUCACACUAUUUUGCACAUUAUUUUACAUCAGUUUCAUGUCUUUUUAACAUACAGGCGUUAGCUCUUUAUAGUUCUGUACCUGGACUGAGUAUGCUCCUCGCUAAGGGUAACAGUGCGGCCCCUAGCGCCAAGUCAGUCCGUUCCUCAUUUGCUGUUCCAAGGAAGAGGUCGGAAGUUCCUAAGGAGAAUUGUCUAAAAUUCUAGCUCUCUUUCGUCGGGUGCGUUGUCUAGUCUAUACCUCGCGUUCUGUUCUUUUCCACAUCCACUACACACUCGCACUCAGCUGACUUUGGAAUCCACAAAAGACCCUGCUUUUUCCCAGACAAAAGUGACUUUUCUUCAUGUGUGCUCUCUGCUGUUGUGUCACAACUACGGACAAUACUAACGUCUUUCUCUCUAGUGAUACACGUUUAUCUAUUUCACAUGACGAAGACACACGUCCGACACGCUAGCAUUCGCUCUUACUGACACGCUCACACAGGUAAAAAAGUUCAAAGAUUUAUUUACACAUAAACAACUAUAUCUGUUCUAACCUACGUAUAAUACUAAAACCUAGCACCCUGGGGUGGGGAAAGAGGGGGUUGAGUGAAGCAAUCAAAGCACCUUGCGGCAAAUUGGUACUUCUUUCGUACUCAUAACCAAAGUUUUACUAAUUUUUUAAGCAAGACCAGCCGCCUUUCGGUAAACAGGUGCAAACACUGACUUCUGCCUGCUAUUUCUGCCAGUUUCCUUUGUCCUCUUUUGUCUUCCGUCUCCAGUUGCCGCUCGCGCGAUCAAGUAUAGGGUAGAAGGGGGAGCGGGGUGGAGGGAACAAGCAUCAUCAAUCAAAAAGCAACAUUGAUAUAGUGGGUGAUUAUAAGCUCUAAACUGUAAAGAGAUAAGAUUUAAAAGGUUUUCUAUGUUUAUACGUGUAAAAGUGUUGAUUCUGGUCCUAGUUAUUGUUGAUAUACCACUACUGUUUCCAGAAGAAUUAUAAAAACCUGCUUAAUAAUGUUGCCUUAUUUUUAAAAAGUACAAAGAAUCACCACAAAAUGUAUAGAUAUUCUCUUCACUCUUCAAUAACAUUCUCAUCCAGAAAAUAAAACCUGAAGAGAACAGUUUUUAAUCUUCACAUUUCCCAUUCUUACAAA